Messenger RNA from Fonsecaea erecta, 1821 nucleotides. RefSeq lists its product as hypothetical. Gene Ontology annotation, biological process: iron-sulfur cluster assembly. Gene Ontology annotation, cellular component: cytosolic [4Fe-4S] assembly targeting complex. The record is from RefSeq and is a predicted model, not a curated record. Bases 1 to 1821 code for a protein of 606 amino acids. Gene Ontology annotation, molecular function: 4 iron, 4 sulfur cluster binding. NCBI's taxonomy places the organism in Eukaryota, Fungi, Ascomycota, Eurotiomycetes, Chaetothyriales, Herpotrichiellaceae. The transcript has a single exon.
AUGAGCGCCAUCCUCUCCGCAGACGAUCUCAACGACUUCAUUUCGCCUGGCGUCGCCUGCAUAAAACCCAUCGAGACACUCCCGAAACAGGACGACGAUGUCAACCCUUACGAGGUGACCACCGAAGAUAAGAUCCAGACAAAGAACCCGGCGCCUGCGUCGAUUUCCCUUACCGAUUGUCUCGCCUGCUCCGGAUGUGUGACCUCUGCAGAGGCUGUUCUCGUUUCACUACAGUCGCAUACUGAAGUCUUGAACACACUCGAUUCCUUCCCGUCGCUGGAUGUACGAUACCUUAUCAGCAAGCAAAAUGGCCAUGCAAACGGACACGCGUCCCCGCCCUCCAACGCGAAACUCUUUGUUGCCAGUGUGAGCCCGCAGGUUCGGGCUAGUCUAGCUGCGACGUACGGCAUCUCCGAACGAAGAGCCGGAUUCAUGAUCGAACAGUUUCUGAGCGGAUCACAAGGCCUGCGGAUAGGUGGUCAGCACAACAGCCAUUUUACGUAUGUGGUGGACACCAAUCAGGCCCGGGAAGCGUGCUUGGUGUUGGGGGCAGAAGAGGUGGCAGAUUCAAUAACAACAGGGUCGAAGCCUAAGCCGAUACUGACUUCAGCAUGUCCGGGCUGGAUUUGUUAUGCAGAGAAAACACACCCUCAUAUCCUUCCGCAUCUCUCCUCUCUGAAGUCCCCACAGGCGUUGUCGGGAACACUGCUCAAGUCGGUGUUGAGCAAAACGCUGGACAUUCAUCCCUCGCAGAUAUGGCAUCUAGCAAUCAUGCCCUGCUUUGACAAGAAACUCGAGGCCAGCCGAGAAGAACUCACGGAUCGCUGGUGGCGCCAUACCGACCCUACGGAUAGUGGCUCAUCUCCAAUAAGAGACGUCGACUGCGUUAUCACUUCCCGGGAGCUCCUCUCCCUCGCUUCAGCUCGCGGUAUCCAACUUUCCAGCCUUCCACGGCGGCCACUUUCACCCGCAGAACGCACUCCGUUUCCGGAUCCCAACAUCGCUCGCUUCCUCUUCCCCAAACAACGACGACAGCACAACCAGGAGCAAAAGGUGACGGCCGGCUCUUCCGGCGGCUACCUUUACCAUGUUCUCUCGACCGAACAGUCACGUCACCCCGGCUCUACGAUUUCUGUCCAGCGCGGUCGGAACGCUGACGUGGUGGAAUACUCCUUGGUGACUCCCACCGGCCAAGCUCUGAUGAAGUGUGCACGAUACUACGGUUUCCGAAAUAUCCAGAAUCUCGUCAGAAAAUUGAAGCCCGCCAGGCAGAGCAAGUUACCAGGCGCUGCGAGACGUAUGAACACGGCCGGCGGAAGUGGAGGCGCAAGUGACUACGCUUAUGUGGAAGUCAUGGCUUGCCCUGGGGGUUGUACGAAUGGCGGCGGACAGAUCAAGGUUGACGACGUGAUGGAGACAUUGCCCGAGACAAGGGGUGAAGAUACUGUCAACAGCAUGAGCGGGCCGCAGAGUCAAAAGGAGUGGCUAAGACUCGUGGAUGAAGCUUACUACUCGGCUGAUUCCUCAGAGGAGGUCGACAUAAGUGGCGAAGAAGGCGAGGACCUGACGAUGACGAACGGUAUCACAUGUCUGAAUGGGACUGAGAAGACCGAACAAACAAUCAUCAAUGGAAUCAACACCACCGAAGUCCACGACUUUCUGUAUCAUUGGUCCCGCCUCGUGAACGUCCCGCUCUCCAAGCUGGCAUACACGACGUUCCGGGAGGUCGAGAGUGACGUGGGCAAGAAUAAGCCUGCGAGCAAGAUGAGCGAUACGGAGCGCAUCGCCAGUAUUGCCGGGCUGAGCGGCGGGGGAUGGUGA